This is a messenger RNA of Thermochaetoides thermophila DSM 1495, 2328 nucleotides long. RefSeq lists its product as uncharacterized. NCBI's taxonomy places the organism in Eukaryota, Fungi, Ascomycota, Sordariomycetes, Sordariales, Chaetomiaceae. Gene Ontology annotation, biological process: box H/ACA snoRNP assembly; pseudouridine synthesis; ribosome biogenesis. The transcript has 3 exons. Bases 1 to 2328 code for a protein of 775 amino acids. The record is from RefSeq and is a predicted model, not a curated record. Gene Ontology annotation, cellular component: sno(s)RNA-containing ribonucleoprotein complex. Gene Ontology annotation, molecular function: RNA binding.
AUGUCAGCUUCGCCUGAGAUUCCUGGCCUUGGCAAAGCCAAGCGCAAUGAGAACUUGCCGGCUGAGAACUUUUCGCCUGAGGUUCUCGCCAACAGCAACGAUGAGAGCACCACGAUAAAAUCGAUGGACAGUCAGGACUGUUCUACCGCUACAACCCAUCGCCAGUCCUCUGCGACUCUUCCUGAGGAUGACAACUCCGAGGCCGCAAAGUCUAUUUCGCGCACCAUUGACGCCGUUCUGGAUGGCAUCUCUGCGCACGAAGCCGGCUCAAAGAAAUGCGCUGCUUCGCCUCUGAGCAUCGGCACAACUAUUUGCGACAACGCCAGUGACCACAACAGCGAUCAGUCUGACUCGGAGGACGAGAAUGAUGAUGACGAGAAUGUUGAGAAUCCCGAGUGGGAAGAGGAUUCUUCGCCCAUCCAGUCGUCUGACUCGAGCAGCGAGGAUGACUCAGACGACGAGCUUCCUGAGCUUACGCCCGAUCUCAUUAAUCAGAUCCUCGCGGCUGCCGAUGGCAACGACGAUGAGGAUGACGAAGAUGGAGACGGUGCUACCAGGCCCAGGGGCAUCGGCGCCCCCCUCCGUACCAAGAACGAACUCCCUGAGCCAGUCCCUCCCCGGCCGGAUGUCAUCAUCACUCCUGACAUGAAGAUUGAGCCUGUCGGCACUGUCUGGUCAAUCGUCGAAAACACCGUUUGUGUGAUGUCCAACUCUUCGGGUGAACACCAGGUUCUGGACAUUGGCACUAUUCUUUGCAAGGAAGACCGCACUGUUCUCGCUGUCAUCGCAGAGAUCAUGGGCCCAGUUACAAAGCCAAUCUAUGUCAUGAGGUUCGAGCCUGAAUAUCUCAAGGAGCUCGAUCUUUCUUUGGGCCAAACCAUCUUCUAUUCGGUAAAGCACGCUGUUCGGGUGUUCACUGCUCCUCUCAAGGAGAUGAGGGGCACAGAUGCCAGCAACAUUCACGAUGAAGAGCUCCCCGAAGAUGAGAUGGAGUUUUCCGACGAUGAGAAGGAGCGCCAAUUCUUGCUUGCAAAGGGUCGCAAGGGCAAGAAACGCGCCGACCGGAACUUCGGCAAAGGAGACAACGGCCGCUUCGGUAAUUCUUCCCGCUCCGGCAAUAACGGUCGCGUUUCCUAUGACGAUGACGACGACGAUGGUCCUUACCGGCCGUUAUCUCGUCCCAAAGAGCUCACUUACCCAGGCGGUUCUCUCCCCCCGCGUCCGGAUACACGUUUCGACUCGUCCCGUGCUAGCUAUAGCCAGCGUGGCGACCAUCGUGAUGACUACUACGAUCGCCGCCCCCGCAGUGAUGGCCGCCGUGAGAAUCGCGACCGCCGCGACCAGCGUGAUUAUCGUGACCGCGAUUACCGGGAUCGCGAUCACCGUGAGUACCGCGAACAUCGCGACAACCAGGAAUACUAUGAUCGCAAGGAUCAGCGUGACCGCAGCUACGACCGCGGCAACAACCACCGCGAUUCCGGUGACCGCAUUGUCCCAUGCUCUAUCGCUGGACAGCCUGCUCAGCCUGUUGAACGCCCUUCUGCUGUGCCUUCGGCGGGUCAGUGGCAUGCUCCCGCCGCUCCAUACACCGGCGCUCCUCAGCAGCCAACCGCUGGUCCUUACCCUUACUACCCCUACGCCCCAUAUGGCUCGGCUCCAGCUCAAUACCCGUACCCACCUAUUCCUCAAACCGCACCUGCAGCUUCUCCAGAGAGUCAGCCUCAGUUCCCCGCCAAUCCUUCGCAGAAUACUUCUGCUUGGUCUUCUCAGCAUGCUGUUCCUCAACCUGCUGCUCAAGGCACUAUCCUCAGGCUUUUUACAACUAUGCGUAUGGCCAGCCGGCUCCCUCGCAAGUUCUACCUGCCCAGCAGGGUCAACAGUUCUGGCCUAUCCCGCAAAACGGGAGCACCAGCUUUCAGCCAGACUCAACUCCCUUCCGCUAACCGUUUCAACGAGCGCGACCAUCCCUCAGCCCAGGGCCUUGUUGCCCUUAGCAAUCAGCUGCCUGCUCAACCUUCGGGCGGUCAAGUUAACAAGGCUGUUGACCCUUUCGAUGACCUUAUUGCGCGCGGUGCUCUCGCAGCGGAUCCAUCUCCUAGCAAUCUCCGCAACCUUGUUGUUGCGCAGAAUGUCACUGACGGCGCUGCCAAUCCUGGCAGUUUUGAGAUUGACGAGGUGUUGCGUCGUCUUGGGAUGAUCGUACAGCACAGCGCCAAUAUUGGUAACCGUGAACAGGAUGCGCCACGUGAUCCCCGCAUCGAUCAGCGUGAUCAUGGCUCUGAUGAUUAUGGCGAUUAUGGCAAUAUCGCCAAGCGUUCGACAUGCUAA